AUGAUCGGUGCCGCAAGGCGCUGGUUUCGUCGCAAUCGCAAAGGCUUGGCGAUCGGUGCGGGCGUGCUGGGGGCUGGCUAUCUGGCUGGCCAGUAUGUGCUCUCUAAGAUUGUUGAAGCGCGAGAGCGCAUGAGCAGCGAUCGAAUCGCUCGCGAAAAUUUGCGGCGACGAUUUGAACAAAACCAGACAGAUUGCACAUAUACCGUGCUUGCCUUGCUGCCCACGGCGACGGAGAAUAUCAUCGACGCCCUGCCAGUGGAGGAACUGACAAAGGAGCUUCAGAAGAAGCGGGCGGAACGCCUAGCACGGUUGAAUGCCGGCGAAACUGCCGGCUCUGACAUGACCUCAGUAGCACCCAGUAUCACCGAGGAGGAUAGAAAGAGCCUAUCGAGCUUUCAAAGCGAAGCCUACCUUCAUACCAGCCAGCUCGGCGAAUCUGUGAACGCCGAGGGCAAGACCCAGCCGAAACGAAACAAGACGCAGCUGUGGAACGAGGUCAAAAUCACCUCGAUUACGAGAUCCUUCACUCUUAUAUACACACUCUCGCUGCUCACCAUCUUCACUCGGAUCCAAUUGAACCUUCUCGGCCGUCGAAACUACCUUUCCAGCGUCAUCUCGUUGGCAAACCCCCCCGCAGACUCCACAAUCAGCUUAGAGGAUCAUGACGACGAGCUUACUCAAACACUGGGCGAUGACUUUGAGACCAACAGGCGGUACUUGGCCUUCAGCUGGUGGCUGUUGCAUCGUGGCUGGCAGGAGUUGGUUGCUCGUGUCCAGCCGGCCGUGGAAGAGGUCUUCGGACCCCUCAAUCCACGCGAAGAUAUCACUUUGGCCAAACUGUCCGAUCUGACCAUGCAGAUUCGGAGAAAGGUGGAGGGCAACACGGAAGAAGAGCGACGACCAAGUCGUCUAGAGUCAAACGUGUUCCAAUCAGCUGACGACCUCGAGUCUGUUCUGUUCAGAUCCACGAAAUGGCUUGCGUGCUUGUUGCCACCUACGGAGGAAGAAGAGUACGUGCUUCGCGAAUCGGGCGUUGAGGGAGUUGCCGACCCGUCUUCCUCGCAAACGGCCUUGAAGCUGCGUCACCUUCUUGACGAGACUGCCGACCUCAUCGAUUCCCCAUCCUUCUCGCUUGUCCUCACCCUACUUAACAAUGAAGGGUUCUCGACGCUGGUUGACUCCAAAUGUGCUACCGAGGCCUUCCAGGCAUCCGAAUCGGCUGCUAUGACUGUGCCUCAAUCCUUUGACUCUAUGGCCACCGUCGUGCCCGCACCCUCUGAGCGUCGGACCAAGCUGGCUAAUCUGCUAGCUGUCAUGGCUCGACAGGCCCACAUCAUUGGGAACGGCGCGCACCCUUCCAACGAGUAUCUGGUCGCCAUGGAUCAGAACGUGCGUGAAUUGGAGGCCUUCUCUGCUGUCAUUUACAGUUCCAAUUUCGAGCUGGAACUGCUGGGUGCUACUACCAAUCCCACAGUGAAGGCAGAGGAGACGGCCGACUUUGAGCCCGUUUCGUCUUCGUUUGCUGAUAUCCUGGUCGAGAAGACUGGUCCCUCAACAAGCCUGGACUCUUCAAAUGAUGGGAUUAUGGAUGAUGCUAUUGACGGCCAGGGGCCUGGUCUCACUGACAUCGAAGAGCAAAUAGCUGCUGAUUCGAUUUCGGACUCUGCAUUCGAAAAAGCUUGGGGCAAGGCCGUUGAGGACGGACCUGACACCUCAGAGACGGCGACCGGGGCUACGAAUUGA
Molecule: messenger RNA, 1743 nt
Organism: Penicillium diatomitis
Lineage: Eukaryota; Fungi; Ascomycota; Eurotiomycetes; Eurotiales; Aspergillaceae
Product: peroxisomal biogenesis factor 3
Exons: 4
Coding region: 1-1743 (580 amino acids)
Biological process (GO): protein import into peroxisome membrane
Cellular component (GO): peroxisomal membrane
Molecular function (GO): protein-macromolecule adaptor activity
Source: RefSeq, a predicted model, not a curated record